GUCUGCAUAAUGUGACGACGGAAGGCCGAUUUAGGGUUUUAGCCCAGCCGCAGCCAUUCUCCAACCUCCGUCCGUGCUCUGCUCCCCGUGCGGAAGGCGGCUGGCCGGCGGCAGCUACGGCGGCGCGCGACCGGACGACGUACACGCAGAUCUGCUAAAGGAGCAACAUGGCAACACUUAAAGAUGUGGCAACACGGAAACCUAUUCUAGCAACAAUCCGCCUCCUGGUUCCUGCUGGAGCAGCCCGCCCGGCACCACCUGUCGGACCAGCUCUGGGUUUCUACAGGCUCAAUCUGAUGGCAUUCUGCAAGGAUUUCAACGCCAGGACGCAGAAGUACAAGGCAGAGACUCCGAUGCAAGUCACGCUGACCGCCUACAAGGACAGCACCUUCGAGUUUGUGGUCAAGUCGCCAUCGGUCUCAUGGUUCCUCAAGAAAGCGGCGGGCAUCGAGAGCGCGAGCAGCCGUCCGGGCCACAACAUGGUGACGUCCCUCUCGCUCCGCCAUGUCUAUGAGAUCGCAAAGCUGAAGCAGUCCGACCCGUUCUGCAAGCACAUGUCCCUCGAGGCCCUGUGCAAGUCCAUCAUCGGCACGGCCAAGUCCAUGGGCAUUGAAAUCGUGAAGGAUCUCUGACCGGUCUGGCUGGACUAGCUCUCAGGCAUAUUUUUUUAUCUUGUGUUCAUCUACAGCCAGUCUAGUUUCGUCUGAUUUGAAAGAAAGGUAGGGAUGGGAUUUAUCUGUCGAAAUCUGGCGGCGCCCGUCUUGGUGAUCAGUUUGUAUCAUGUGACAGUUUUCUUCAGUGUAACCAUUUGGUGGUGGUCGGGUAGUAAGUUUCUGCCUCCCUCUACUACUCCCCCUGUUCCAAAAUAAAUGUCAUGGUUUUAGUUCAAAUUUGAAGUAUUUUGCACUGAACUUGUUGAAAUGGCAACUUGAGCGCCUUCCAUGUCAAGAUGCUGGCAUGCUAAGUGGGCGUUGUAACUGAACUUCAUUUUAGGUAUCGUGGGCAUGAAUGUGUUGUAGCUUUCAAUAA
Molecule: messenger RNA, 1029 nt
Organism: Hordeum vulgare subsp. vulgare (domesticated barley)
Lineage: Eukaryota; Viridiplantae; Streptophyta; Magnoliopsida; Poales; Poaceae
Product: 54S ribosomal protein L19, mitochondrial-like
Exons: 2
Coding region: 168-632 (154 amino acids)
Biological process (GO): translation
Cellular component (GO): ribosome; large ribosomal subunit
Molecular function (GO): structural constituent of ribosome; large ribosomal subunit rRNA binding
Source: RefSeq, a predicted model, not a curated record